AUGAUAAUAAAUGUGUACAGAACAGACAGUGGAAAAUACCAUUGUGUGGCUGCCAACAGCAUUGGUAAUGCCAGCUCAGAUGCUGCUACAUUGGUUGUAGAAUGUAAGUAUUUAUAAUAAUAAUCAUAAUAUUUAAUGGAGGAGGCCAACUAGCCAAGGCGGUUUUAAGUGGGGCCCAGUGAGGUAUUUAGAGAAUUCUUCUAACUUAUUCAGUAGAAAGUCAGCCCGAAAGUGUGGAAAACAGUCAUUUUGGUCUUGCAGGUCAUUUCAAUUGGUUCAGCCAUGUCUUCUGUAAACAUUAACGACCAUUGAUUGUCGAAUUCAAAAAGAUGUUGGCGCCUAUAUAAAAAACAGUUGGCAAUCACCAAAGCGAGCCGAGUAGACAGCGGAGCAUACCGAAGUGUGGCGACUAACAGCCUUGGAAAUGAUACGUCUAUGGCUGCUGUGGUAGAUGUCCAGUGGAACGAGUUACUUGGAUCAUUGACUAGGGCUCGUUUGUCCUAAAAAAGGCCGUAAUGUUUUGGUCGAAAAAAAGGUGUACGAACCCCGCGUUAAACAGCGGCUUUUGAGCUUCCCAGUUUAGAUAAAUUCAAGGUCGCCAGUUUUGUACUGUGGCUCUUAAGGACGCUUUCUUGAGUUACGAAUUACGUCAAGCGGCAGACAGGUCUGCUGCAGAUGUCCACAUGAAAGGAAAAACAGAUACAUGUUGAGAAAAAUUUGACGCGCGAAAGAAUUAGCGAGAAAAGUAAGAAAAGCUUUGAAAUCGCACUGCUUUGUAGCUAUGGACACUUGAGUAACUGUUUUCAGCGUGCAACUGAAUAAUAAUUUCUGUUUCGCGUUGAAAAAAGUAUGCAAUAUACUUCCGUUUGAUAAUUCUCAUAUCCUUGAAACUUACCAAAUUUGCACGAUUUUCUAAUUGUUAAGUGUGUUUUUCUUUAGUUGCACCUGAAAUCUCCAUACAUCCGAGGAAUGUCACAAUAGUAAGAGGAAAUAAUGUGACUUUUAGUUGUUCAGUGGUGGGGAACCCAACACCCAGUGUUGUUUGGACAAAGGAAGAAAAAGACUUAGAUGUAUCAGCAAAUGGCCGAAUUAAAUUGUCCUCCAGGAACGAUAAUCUCAGUUUAGAAAUUGGGAAAGUUCACCUCUUGGACUCAGGGCUAUACAGAUGUGUGGCUAAUAACAGCAAGGGUAGAUCAUCUUCAUCAGCAGCCAAACUCACAGUGCAGUGUAAGUAAUUCGCUUUAAAUGUUUUCAGAUAUUACGCAGUUUAGUUCCAAAAGCCCUGUAUUGUUGUGACAUGUAGUAAUAUAUUGUAAUUACUUCGUUACGUGCAUAAGCUGCAUGCCGUAGUAUGAUAGAAGAGGAAAACGUUACUAAAAAAAAUUGAUGAAGCCAUUAGUAAAUGUUUGAAGUCAUAUCGUUUUACCUUAUCAGCAUCGAUAUCCUUAAAGACGUCACUGAAAACUGGUAAUCAAAUCUCUGUUCGACCUGCUCCCUAUAAUCUGUCCUUGUCUUUUGAGCGGAGAAAAGAACCCUCAGAGUUUAGCAAUAAUUAACAACAAUUCCAAUUUCUUGUUCUUUUUUUGGUUCUGUUUUUGUUUUUAUUUUUCCUAUAGAUGUACCAGACCCACCAAAGGAUGUCAAAGUGAUUUCAAGUGGAUCACGGGAAGUGAAUAUCUCUUGGACAGUUGGUUUUAAUGGAAAUAGCGCCAUUCAGAACUACACAGUGGAAAUCAGAGAAGAUAAGCAGACUUUCAGAGAUGCCAUAUGUUAAGGAACACUCUUAAAGAAUAAUUGUGUGAUCAAAGAGCUGUUUCCAUGGACAACAUAUUACCUCAGGGUGUUUGCCAGGAACGUGAUUGGUAUUAGUCACUACAGCCCUGAAGUAAAUGUUACCACCGAUGAAGAAGGUGCUCUUUUUUUUCAUCUUAAGUUCCUUAAGCUUUUCGUUUGAUACUUUUAAUUUGUACCUGUAUUUGGAGAUUCCUUCGACAACGGUAUCGCAAGAACUGAUAAAUUGAUUAAGUUGAGCUUUUAUUACCUGUAUUACAUUUACUUUGUGUCAUUUGUUUAUUUGUAUGUUUUGUUUGCCUUUUUUUAAUUGGUGUGGUCUCUCUUUUUAAAGUUUGUAUUAGGCUUUCCCUAUGCCUUAAGUUGACUUUGUUGAGUGGAAAUAUAUUGCUAUUAUACUAUUGGGCUUUGUUUGAAAAACUCAAUACUACACUUAUGUUAUUUCUUGUAACUCACAGAGAGAAAUUUGCUAUUGUUUGCUUACAGUACCAAGCUCUGCUCCACCUUUUAAUGUGACUGUCCUCAAUUCUACUGCUGUUCACGUUUCUUGGCAGGUAUUAGAACCACUUUAGAGUUUCCUUCUCCACUUACACCCACACAUGUACACACACAUGUAGCAUGUACUAUAAUUAUCAAGUAAUUGUGGCUAAAAGAUAUCAAUAUUUAUCAUGGAAUUACCAAUUAUUGUUGGGAGAGACUGAAAACCGAAAGAAAUUUUGGAGCAUAGUUUAAAUGCUGUGCGAGUGAAUUAUUCCUGAACAUGUAAAAAUUGGUAGCAGUUUGAUAUCUUUGUUGAUUGAUUUCAAUCUAUUUGGCUUCCUCGUCACAAUUUAGUAUUAUUAUCAUUGUAAUCUAGAUGCUCGCUAAGCAAGAUGCUAAAGGUGCUAUACUGGGCUAUUACAUUCUGUACAAGAGAAAAAGCGAGCCAAAGGUAUCGUGGAAGAAUAGAACUGUUGACAGAGCGGAGACCACUUCUUUAGUUUUGGCGUCUCUAAAUGAGUACACAUCAUACCAGUUUGCCAUACAGGCCUUUAACCGCAAGGGUGUCAGCGGUCGGAGUGAAAUUGUGGAAACGAAGACAGAUGGAGGUGGUAAGUUGCUUAAACAAACGUCCAGUUGUUUAGUAGAUUUAGUAGAUAAGGAUAUUAAUUGUGUUUCUUUAUUUUGGAGAUUCCUUUAGAAGUGAUAUCUCUUCACAACUGAUAAAUUGAUAAACCAUAACAACCGGAUACGUGUUCAGGUCUUAGAACAACUUUCAACUAAAUGUCAAAGUAAUCCAAGAUUUCUUCGGUUUUCCUCUACUUCGUUAUGUGAGUGGUCCAGAAAAGUCGCGCCCGGUCCUUACAUCACGACCGAGAGCUAAAUAUUUUCCCGUUCGGCCCGACCAAACUCAGUCAAUGAGCAUUAUAUCCUGUUAUGGCCACUAUGUGUUGAAAUUCGAAACUUGAUUUGUCUCAACCUAAAUAUGACGAGAUAGAUGUAAUUUUAUUCAAAUGUUUCGUUUGUCUUCUGUGAAUGUGGCUUUGAUUUGAAUACUUCACUGGGAAAAUUUAAUCGGAUUCUUUGCUUCUAAUUUCUCACCAAAAGUAAACUUCGUUUGGAUUACUGAGAGAUGUUCCGAAAACUACGCAAACUCCAAUGAAAUCAAAUUACUGCUUACGAGAUUUUCAAGCCAGAAGGAAAAUCAUGAAAAACGCGGUAAAGCUACUUGAACACAAAACCUUCACUUUCGCAAGAGCACGUGGUCUCGACUACAAUAUAUGCUUGAGUGACUUAAUGUAGACUAAUAUCGUGCGGAUAGAACAAAAAACUAAAUUGGACGCUACAAAAAACUAAAUUGGACGCUUCGUAAUCUACAAGUUGAGAUUUGAAUUUUUCUUUUUUAAAUUCGUGACCUGUUUUGCUGUUUGUUUUGCUUUGUUUUGUUUCAGCAAAACAAAAUCAAAUAGAUGAUCUGCUUUUCGUGUUUUAAAAUUUAGUUAGUGAGUGCGAUUACCCCACUUAGUAUGAAAUAAUGUUUUAAAUAAUAUAUUAAGCGAGAAAUUUUCUCUUGGAAAUUUUUAUCACAAACACCAAAUAGUAUAGACUUUACAGCUUUCCUUUGUUGCCAAAUUUAGGUUUCCAGAUGAACUUCCUUUGCUACAACUUUAGCGGCCAUUUUUUUUCCCUUUAAACUUGUCGUCGCAAUUAAAACUACUACAGCUUGGAGCGCUUUUGUUUUAUUGGUUUUAAGAUGGCAAAGGUUGGGUUGCGAGAGUCGCUUAGGUCAUCAACUAAGACCUGUACUUCUCUCCAUCCAGGAGUAUGAUUAGGUAUCCGUUUACCUCAUUACUAUGUAAACUUCUUGGGGAAAGAAUAUCAUGCAAAGUGGUUUUAUCGAAAUAAUUAAGAGAGAUGUGCUUAUUAUUCACGUUCUAUAACGAGUAUCCGAUCCAAUGUACAUUUUAAAAACUGUUGAUCAAUCUGGUCUACCUCUUUUGGUGAAGACGGAUAAACCUUCAAGUGAAAUUGUAAACUUUAGUGUUUAUUGAAGUGUUGUUUAAUUCCUUAGCUAUUCCAGACCCACCACAGAACAUUACUGUUGACACAAAGGGUUCAAGAGUUGUAAAUAUCUCCUGGACGGCUGGUUUUGAUGGAAAUCGUGCCAUUGAAAACUUCACAGUGGAGAUCAGUGAUCACGAUCAGAUCUUUAAGGACGUAGUUUGUCAAGGAUCACUCUCAAGCAUUGCAUGCGUGGUUUCCAGUCUCUCUACAACUGCCUCUCUCACAGGUCUUUUUCCUUGGACAAUAUAUAACAUCAGAGUGUUUGCUAGAAACAAAAUUGGCAGAAGUAAUAGCAGCCCUAUUCUGAAUGUUACUACAGAUGAAGCAGGUAUGCUACUUACUCUAUGCAGUUUUUUUGCAAUGUAUGAAAAGAAUUAUGUAUGAAAGCUAUACAUGUACGACAAGAACAGGGCAGGGGAUCGGGAUAUACACCGUAAACUUAUAGUAAUCGUUUGAUAUUAAGUGAUUUUCUCCUGAAGUUACCGGAUUAAAAGAAAUAUUACGUGAUGUUAUGACUGUUUUGAAAGAACAAAUCUUGCUGCUGUUGUUUUGAAUCACCACCAGUCUUUUAGACAUUUUAACCAACGCCUUCCUCCAGAUUGGUGGAUUUGAAUGAAAACAACCAAAAAAAGUUCGUGACGAAUAUGGGACAAACGAAGUCUGAAUCGGCGUUCUUCCUUUUUACGCCGUGGUUCGAUGAUUAUCAACCUCUGAAGAAGAAAAUUAUCGAUUCGCAUCGCCACCUCGCUUAAAUUUGUACUUAACUUUAGGAAGCUCUUACGCACUCAAAUUUUCAGGAAAUUAAACUAGUCCCAAAGGAAGCACACUUCUUUUCAGGGUUAUAUUACACUCUUAUCUAAGCGCUUUUCAUUUAAGACGAGAAAAAUAAGGUAAGUUAUGAAUUUGAAUGGUUCCUAUCAUCUGGAUUGCCUGAGUUACGUGUGUUUACUCUGACCUCGUAUCAACGUAUCUAAAUACAAACAUUUGGUGACUUUUAUUUCUUUGAUUAUGAACGUUGUAUUGGCUUGAGAUGUCCUGUUUUUUUGACACGCUUGUUAUGUUUAGCAUGUUCCUUACCUGACCAUGACAACUUAUUUAAACAAACUUCCUGUAAGGCUUUCUAAGCAGGUUCGAAUCGUGAUCAAGGGCCCUCGGGAAAGAGGUUUUUAGCCCCGGUUUGAUUGAUAAUUUUUAAGACAACAGCAUAACAAGAUUUGUAUCAUUAUUUCCCAUAGCCAGCUUUUAAAAGCAGUUUUUUUCUCAUUGACACAUAAACAGUACUUUUUGAUACUGAGUGUUUCUCGGUGAUAGUGUUUUUUUAUUGGUUUUGGUCUUGUGCUUCUUACAAAAUUUUGAUGUAAUAGAUAGCAAAAGACAUAAUUAUGUCCUCCUGACAGUAGGUUACUUUUAAAGUACUUUUAAAGUGCUCGUUCACAGAUUUUGCGACAGCUUACUUUUGGUCAUGCAAGCCUCCGUGAAAGUAGGAUGACGCGCAAGAUUGAUGAUUGCAAGUAAACUUUAUGAACUUUGCUAAAAUUCAGAUGUACUUUUUAACAUCACGAUUAAAUGCGUGGUAGAAUAAGAUAGAAAGACGUUUCACUGUAUUUCGCGCUUUCUCGAAGUGAGUUGUGUCCAGGAGGGCGCGAAUCAUGAUGAGGAAAGAAAGGAUCGGGAGAUGAAGAUAAAAACCUGGAAACAAAUUUCUAAAUAGUACCUAACACAAUGGCAUUUAACGUAUAAGCUACUCUUACUAUACAGUAAAAAAAAUCGAGCAGUCUCCUUACAACUAAAUACUUUUAACACAGUUAUCAAGUCUAACUUUGAGAUUGAUUUAUCGUGUGUCUACACGUAAGUAACCUGUUUCCUUAAACCAGAGAGAAACAGAGAAAGAAACAAAGAAAAAAACGAAGGUCAAUUCGUAGUUUUUCACACAUUGGAUUUAAAAAAAACGAUGUGACUGAGUUUACAUAUGUGACAGUGUUAAAUAAUCACUGGUCCAUUACAUCACUGCAAUCGCUAUUUUGAAAAAUAUAACGGAGGAAGAAGGCAAAUUGCUUAAAACAUAUGAUGGGUUUACAGGACGCAGCGCAAUUUCAUUGUCAGGAAACUAAUAUUUUUUUGUUUUGGUUUGAGGCUGUAGAAUUUUGCUGAUAAACAAAAUUGUGUCAGUAAAAAUAAAGAAUAUGCAGGGGUGGGAAUGAUGCAACUAUAUAUCAUCGUGCCAGCUACAAGGGUGUGUUCUACACCUGCAACGAUGCCCAGUCAUACCCGACAGUCUAUUUUGUGGAUUCUUUCCAAUUAGAAACAUUCAUGUCCUAAUUUCUACUAGCCAUGAUAUACUGUUAGUUUUCUCUGUUUCGCAGUCUAAAUACAAUGACACAAAGUGCAAGAUAAAACUGUAAUGUGACCAAAACAAAAAAAAAAUUCAAAUUUCUGCACCCUAUUUUCCGCUCGCUGUAGCGUAAUGGGUUUGAUACGCCUUCAAUCAAGUUAGUCAGUCAUCAUUUUCUUUCAUUAAAAUAUGAUUUUUUAUGUGCAAGAGAUAAUUUAAUUUUAAUCUAACAUUCUACGGUGGAGCGUUUUGUACUCACCGAUAACUAAAUGUGAAACUAUUAUUUUAUGUUUUCCUCGAAUAGCACCGAGUCACGGAGCAGAAAGUGUUUCUUCUAGUGAAGUAAACUAUACGACAAACAAAAUCACUUGGGCAGGACUUCCUAUAGAGGCGGCAAAUGGCGUUAUUAAACAUUACGAAGUCCGUCUCGAAUUAAAGGAGAGCUGUCUGACGGUUUACUUUACCUUUCAUGCGAUGAACACAACCAAAACAAGUGUAUUACUGACUGGCUUCUGGAUGUGUGCAAAGUAUGAAGUGUCUGUUAGAGGUUACACUGUGGCAGGGCCUGGACCCUAUAGCAAAGCUAUAGUCGUUCAAACAAAAAGUAUGUUGGAAAAGUGAAACUAAUGAUCUGUUGCAUCGGCUUUAUAUUUCAGAGUUUUCAUCAAGUUAUAUAAUUUUUUUUGUGUACCGUACUUUGUCCUUAUCCUAAACCUUAAAAAACACGGCAAAGUGUUCAGCAUUUUCGUUGCCUGCUUCCCAAUGACAUAGUGUAGCCAGAUACUAAGCUAUUGAGUUUUCAUUUUCAAUGUGGUUGUAAGUUCGGUCCUUUCUUUUGCUUGUACAGGUUUGAAAUUAUCCCAAACAUGGUCAAAAGAAACACCAUCUCCACCUUCCUUCUCUCAGAUUCCAAGUGGAGAAGGCAUAACAGCAAACAUAACAUUACCACGCUUUCCAGGGAUUGCAAAGUAUGAGCCCUUUUAUUGAACUUUUUUUUCUUAAGUGAAGAAUUUGCGAAUCUUUUAAGCUUUAUGCGGAAUUAAUGAACAUCCUACUUCACAGGUUCUUUCAAGUCAUUGUUAUAAGAUACAGCGUGGACUAUACUGGUGUGGUUAACUCACCUGAGAGUUUUACACCAAAGGAUUUGAUGACGUAUGAAGAGGCCCACAAAUCUCCGGUUCCUGCCGCGUAUGUCACUUUUCAGUUUAGAGGGCAGGACUUUGAUGUGUUCCGAGAAUUUGUUGUUGGAGAUGGAAGACAUUCAAGCAGUAAACCAAGAAAUAGGAGAGGCAGUGAUAAGGAGGUCUUUCUUAACAAACCACUCCAGCCAAAUACCAAUUACAGAGUGUUUCUCAGAGCCUUUAUAGAGAAGGUACAGUGACGAACGUCCUCUUUUGAAAAUGCAAACUCCUAAGACAAAAUUCAAUCUUGUUUCACUCGCAUUACAUUCAACCAUCGCUUAGAAAGUUACGUACUACUGUUCGGCCAAUCAGUCAGUCAAUUGGUCCGUCAGAUGUAUUCUUCAUUGAAGCUUUUGAUUUCAAUUGUACGAUGGGGAACAAGUAAAGAUACUUUGAGCGCAGAAAAAAAUCCCAGAGUUUUAUGGGUGAUUUCUUUCUUCCUGCUUUUUUGAUUGCAGAUGGUGUACUUUUCUAGUAACUUCGUAACGAUUGAAACCAAAGGUAAAGUUCAUGGAAUUCGUUUGUCACUGAAACGACAAAUUUUCAACCAACUCGAACAAAUAAAUUACUUAUUGCUUAUGUCAAUGAACAGCUACUUCAACAACCCUUUAGGCAAUAAAUCACGGAGUAGUAGUUUCUUUAUUUUCUCUGAAAGAUGUCCUGUUAGGGUCUCGCAUUCAUUGAGACCCUUAUCACAUAUGCCCUUUAGAGGGUAGAUCCCGGGUAAUUUCUUUUUCUCUCUGAGAAAAUGACCCUUACGAUUUGUUAUUGUUGUAAAAACUGCCGCUAACUUAGUGAAAUUCUACCAGGCGAGCCCGCCGUCAAAGACCUACCGGAAAGAACCAUUUUUCAAGUUGGCGAUGUGUUAGAAUUAACAUGUGAGGCCACUGGAGAUCCUAAGCCUUCUGUUACAUGGAGUAAAGAUGGAAAUACCAGUAUACCACGGGCUCAAUUCAGAAACGAUGACCACAUUCUUGUCAUUCAAGAGGUCGCACCUAAUGACGGAGGCAUUUAUGAAUGCAGAGCAUCAAACAUUUUUGGGCAACGCCGAACAGUUACAGCAGUGAUCAUCGCCGGUAAGUAUCAUCAACUGUGGUAUGACUGGCCACAAAAUGAAAUUUUUCCUUUAUGCGAGCAGAAGCUAAAUGCGAUUGAUGUCAGAUUUCAUGAGUGAAAUAUUCGAACCCAGGACCCCAUGAACUUUCAAAUAACGGGUAGAAACUAUGCUUAUCAGCUUUCAGAAAGUAUUAGAGGUUUUUUAUUAAACGUUCUCCUGUUAACGCCACCUACUCUUAUUCUUUGGCUGUGUGAAAGAUGUUGAAUCUUACCUUUUUACCUCCUUUUUAAACUCAGUGCCACCCAGCAUCAUGAAAGACGUUUCCCCUAGAUCAGUUCUAUGUGCAAAGGAAACUUCGUGUUCUUUGCUAUGCCACGCGACUAGUGAAAUUCCAUUUAACUACUCUUGGACAAGGAAUGGCCAGGCUCUAGAUGGCCAUAACAUUAAGGUCAUGCACAACAGUGUUAUUAUCACUCCUCUUGAUGAUCAAGAUUUUGGAGAUUAUGUGUGUCACGCCACAAACUCAUUUGGAUCUACAACUUACAAAAUAACUUUGUCAGAAAGCAGAGAAGAGGAAAAUAGUAAGUGUUGUCAAUGUUAAACGCUCUCAACGUUCAAGAAACCUUUGAUCCUUUACAGUUCUAUCUGAUUUCAGUACGUAGUGUUUAUGGAUACUUUACUCCGUCCACAGGCGGCCCAAGCUCCGGCUGUGAGAUGAUCAUCUUGCGAAAUAAGGCCUAGUUCAAACGUCGAUCUUUACAUGUACCGAACCUAACGUUUCUAUUAAGUACAUGUAAAGAUCGACGUUUGAAUCAAUUAGGAUCGGCAGAUUUGUAUAGACGUUUAAAUCAACUGCCGCUCUUAAUUAUUCGAGUCGACCCAAAUUGCAAUUAGGUUCGGUACAUGUAAAGAUCGACGUUUGAACUAGGGCUAAGAGUCAUGGCGAAAUUAUAAGAGUUUGUUUGGGAAUAUUUACGACCGAUGUUAGGAAUAAAAAAUACAAUCAAAUUCUCGAUACAAAUACCUCACCUUACUUCCACAGUGCAUCGCUUGUUAUCUGACCGUUUAUAAUGUUGAAAAGUUUGUAAAGGAGGCGGGUUACCAAGCUAGUUUUUAAUGGUCGUAUGUCAGAAUGACUGUGUACGCAGACCGUUAGAGACGUUUAAACUAGAAAUUUUUUAAGCAAACUGCGGUUUAGCGUCGGUUUCACGGGGAGGAUUGGGGUUUUUAGCGAAUUGAAAUGAAACUACAGUAUAUGUGUUUGGAUUUUCCAACAUAGUAAGUGGUCAGAUAACAAGCGAUACACUGUGGAAGUAAGGUUAGGUAUUUUCAUUGAGAAUUUGAUUGUAUUCUUUUAUUCCUAAGAGCGGUCGCAGGAAUGGGCUCCUGGCGGUCGUUAAUAUUCCCAUGCAAACUUUUAUAAUUUCGCCAUGACUCUUUUUUCGCAAGAUGAUCAUCUCACAGCUGGAGCUUGGGCCGCCCGUGCUACGUCAAAUACGUUUUCCAUCAAACGUUUAAGGAGGCUUUAUAGGGUUUUUUGACCGCGUGAGAUCUGGGUACGUACAUAGCGCGAGCUUUAAAAGUGUCAACUUGCAAGACAAGCAUGGCGGCUCAACACGAUCGCACGAUUGUUAUCUGAAAAUUUUGAGAGAUUUCAGCGAGGCAAAUUGAAGAAAAUUAAAGUCAAAGCCAAAUUUUCACUGGCGAGCGCCUCCCUUCGUAAAGCCUUAGCUUAAUGACGAAAAUCAUUUUGAUAAUAUUUACUACAGCAAACGAUAGUCCGAACCCUGCUCAUCGCCAUUUGAUGAUGUCUAGUGACCUAGAAAAGCGAAAUCGUAUAGAGAAUAAUACAUGGUUGGUUGUAGAUAUGGAAUUUCUCUUCUAUCGAGUUAAACACUGGAAGAGAAAUUCCAUAUCUACAAACAACCAUGUAUUAUAUUGUUUAUCAUAUAAACACAAUAGCCCCUUAUUGGGAAGAAAAGCCGGCUUCAAUAAUGAAUGAAAAUAAACGAAUCGACAAUCCUCGAAUGACAAUCGUAAAGUGCGUUGGCGCUGACUCUUAAUUAAGAUGGAAAAUUGCGUUGAAUCAUGAUUACAAACGCAACAAUGGUCGUAAUUUUCAAUUUACAAGAUUCUCAUUUAUUGACUUUGUCCUUACCGACAGAAGAAGUCUUUCAGGUACUCGGCUAAAAUCGGCCAGUGGCAAAUCUUCCAGUUGUCGAUUUUCAUUCUCAGCCGAGAGAAAUGCUAACACCAAAGCCACUGAAUGCGCAACUUUCGGUUUAUUUUUUUACUCAAAGUUUGAAACUCAUUGUCUGUCAGUGAUACGGAUUUUUUAGUGUUUUAGCCGCCAUAAUUCGAGAUGCCUCCGGCACACAACUUGCGUUGAGAAUCGUGAAGGCUACUGUCCAGUCUGUCUUUCCACUUGAGCAGCAUGCGUCAGAACCAGCGUCAUAUAUGGAGCUAAGUCCCAGGCCUUCGGAAGGACAAACACGAGUCCCCCCUGAAUACCAGUCCUUACAAGGGAGCCACGUGAACGCUGGGUAUUACAACGUGGUUCCCGAGGGAGGGAACAAAAGAGGAUCAAAUGAAGAAAUAUAUGAGGAAAUAGAGCUUUCAGAUUGUUAA
This is a messenger RNA of Pocillopora meandrina, 11533 nucleotides long. NCBI's taxonomy places the organism in Eukaryota, Metazoa, Cnidaria, Anthozoa, Scleractinia, Pocilloporidae. The record is from the annotation of a GenBank genome assembly.